AUGGAACUAAUUCGGCCGACGCAGGGAUUACCGGCUAUUUUGAAGCGCUAAAUCCGAAGGUGUCGAGUAACUAAGGCUUUCGCUACGGACAUCCGUAUAUCUGGCUUCCAAUGAAUGCAGUGGGAGAACUUAGUGAGAUGACCAAAUGAAUACAUCUAUACUCCUUAGACAUUCUCUGCGCCUCCUGUAGACUUAUUUUCUCUUUCAGGCGCCCAUCGCUUCGUCGCUAUGUCUUCCACGAGCGAGUCCAACGACGCGCCAGCUAUAUCGACUUUGACUGCGACUGCAACGGCAUACAUCGAUGUUUUCAGAACACUAGACACGGAAGCCCUGUCCCGCAUCCUCAGCGACGAGUAUAAUCACCGGUUUGCGCCAACCUCGGCCAAUCUUCCCGGGCCGAUGGAUCGUCACGGUUUGAUUGCUCGCCUUAAACAUGUCGGAGAGGUGAUGUCUUCCUUCACUGUCACCAUCAAGCAGACAUGGCCGAAUCCGUCGCUACGACAGGUUCUCAUAUGGGCAGAGUCCGAGACCAAUUUCCAUAAGCAUUUGAGGGACAGUGAUGACGAUGAAGAGUGGAUGAAGCGGGGAGAGUACAUGUUUCUAAUGACCCUGGAUGAGAGUGGGGAAAAGAUCACGGAUGUACUCGAGUUUUUAGAUAGUAAGGCUACAGAAGAUAUCGUUGUUAUGGUGGCCAGAGCGCUGGAGAAGUCAUCGGCUAAGGAUUGAAGUGGGCAAUGCGCCAUGAUGCUUUGUGCAGCACAGGUUUUAUCUAAACAUUGGGUAUAUGUAUUCGGCUAGCAAUGG
Molecule: messenger RNA, 804 nt
Organism: Fusarium oxysporum Fo47
Lineage: Eukaryota; Fungi; Ascomycota; Sordariomycetes; Hypocreales; Nectriaceae
Exons: 1
Coding region: 229-726 (165 amino acids)
Source: RefSeq, a predicted model, not a curated record